AUUAAAGUUUAAGUUGAUUGAAGUAUAAAUGAAUAAAUCUCGAAUUGUCUAUAUCGUGUAGUAUAUUAUUAAACGCAAAGAUUCCCCAGAGCAUUUCUGCUCAACAUUAAAAGCUCGUAUCGAGGAUUUCACAACAUUUUUGGUGGCCCAUGAGGGGAACCGCGCUUAAUUCGUACUAUCCGCAUAUGAUUCUUCCUCGUUCCGCGUUCAGUUAAAUGCACAAAUAAAAUCAUAUUUUAUCGGCUGCAACUGUAAACGGCAAACACACCGCAAACCAACGGUUUAUCCAACAGCCGCUAUCUCUCGCACGAAGCAGGGACAAAAAAGACCAGACGAUAGCUCUGCGCCUGGACAGUAGCCUCACUGCAGCACACAAAAGCAACUCAAGCCGACGGUUAGACAGCAGCCUCUCUCUCGUGCAAAGCAGAAACCAAGAGACCAACGAGCGUUCUGUUGCUGCACAUCAUCUCUAGACACAAGGCCUCAACUCAACGCUCACAUUAGCACAGUUCUGCUCUCCGCUCGGACAACACCAACAACAACGACUCGCAAGUUCUCUUAAGCUACGCUUUAAGCAAAGAGAAGCACUCCCGAGUACCAGAAAAGGAUGGCGCAGAUCGGAAAACAAAAGCUUAUUUUCAAACGCGCUUACAAACUUUGCAACGGUUCUUAGGUGAAUUUGAGCAAAAUCAUCAACGUUUACUAAUACUUCGAUGUCCAAGUACGCAUAGUUAUGUGUCCAGCGAAGUGGCCUUUCGCUUUGAUGAAGACUAUACAACGGCAUUCAGCAUCAUAUCAGAGGCCUACGAAAAUGUAUGUCCAAGAGCAUCACCGGUACAGCAGAAUCCAGAGCCAGCAAAUCCAUCGGUAUCAUCAGUGCAAUUGCCCAAGCUACCUGUACCGACAUUUACAGGCAAGUUUGUGGAUUGGCCGGCAUUUCACGAUGCAUUUGUUCAACUCAUCCAUAACAACCAGAAACUGUCCGACGUCCAAAGGUUUCAUUUCCUGAAGCAAGCUCUUCCCUCGGAUCGCGACGAGGAUAUUCAGCAGAUGGCGCAUGCGGGAAAUAACUAUGCAACAGCUUGGAGUCUCGUCCUCAAGCGAUACGACAACAAACGGCUGCAGUUUAUGUACCAUAUGAACGGUUUGUAUGACUUGCCACAGUUGACAAAGGAGCAGUCUGCUGAUAUAAAACAUAUGCUUAAUGUUGCGACGGUUUGUCUCAAUGCUUUCAAGAAUCUAGAUGUUCAGCAUUGGAUGGCUCAUCAUCUCACUUCCAGACUGCCAAGCCCGACCCUACAAGCUUGGGAGCUCCAUCUCGGGAGCUCUGCCGAGCUUGCCACAUUUUCUCAGCUACAAUCAUUUCUCAACGACCGUCUCGUCAGCAUCGAUGUGUUCGAAAAUCGAGGCCACUCCACGACGCGGACCCCUGUGCCUGUGUCAGUUGGCAACGUAACAUACAAGGGCAACAGUUUCCACGCCAAGACUGCGGUUGCCGAACACACUCGCUGCCCUCACUGUAUCGACAGUCACAAUCUUCGGCAUUGCCCGGACCUUUUGUCCAAGGACUGCUUUGCAAGGAAAGCCAUCGUCGAUCAUGCAAAGGCAUGCCUCAACUGUCUGAGCCGUUCCCAUGCACUUUCAAAAUGUACCAGUAAAAGGAACUGCACGCAGUGUGGUCAAAGACACCAUACACUGCUGCACUUCCCAACUCCUGCUCAGGUGGCAACACAGCCUCACGCAGCCUCCCACAGCGCUCGUUUCGGUAACUCCUGGCAGUAUUCAACGAGCGACUCAUCUGGCAGGGCUACACCUACGCAACUCUACGCUAGGACCCCACUUGCUACUCAGAGCACGGCACAGCCUCUCCCAGGGGUUCCCAACACUAGUUCCAGUGGUCAUCCACAGUCUGCAGCGACCAACUCGUCUGUGAGAACACACUCUGCGCAACUAGUCUCCGCUACGGCAACGCAUCACGGACCCAGCACUGUCCUUCUGGCCACUGCCCUGGUCACAAUCCACAACCCCCACAUUGGCCAAUCAGCUGUGGUACGUGCGUUAGUGGAUUCAGGCUCGGAAGGAACCCUCAUUACAGAGCACACAGUGCAGGCUCUCAACCUCAAGCGGCAUCCAAUUUCGGCAGAAAUUGCUGGAGUUGGGACCACCUCCAAGAACAGGUGUACCUACACUACAGAAUUGUCAUUAAGUUCUUGUACUUCGCAGUUUUGUACUACCAUUGAUACUGCGUUUAUACUUAAAACGCUUACAUCGCAAUUACCUUCAAAAUCCAUCAAAUUGCAGCAAUGUCCUCAUUUGAACGGAAUAGAACUCACCGAUCCCGGGUUCUACAAACCACAACGGAUUGAUCUUCUGCUGGGAGCGGACGUAAUCCCACAGAUCCUGCUUUCAGAUAUCCGCAGAGGAAAGGAGAACCAACCAAUUGCACAGCACACCCAGCUUGGCUGGAUAGUCUUUGGUCGAGCCACUUCCACACGCUCACACGCUGUCACUAUUAGAUGUCACCACAACAGGCUAGAGAAUCUCGUCCAAAAAUUCUUCGAAAUGGAGCAUCUCGGUUCUGCAAAACAGCUCACACCAGAAGAGCGAUGGUGCGAGGAGCAUUUUAAACGAACUCACAUCCGUCAACGAAACGGCAAGUAUUUGGUACGGUUACCACUUAAGCGUUUGUUUGACCCUUCGCAGGUGCUAGGCAAAUCACGUCAAAUCGCGAUGAAUCGAUUCCAAAUGCUUCAACGAAGAUUCCAAAGGCAGCCGGAGCUGCAAGCCAAAUAUUCGGAAGUCAUGAAUGAGUACUUUCAACUAGGCCAGGUGACCAAAGUAACAACCAAGGAGCAGCAGCAUUGCAUCAUUAGCAAGGAGAAUGGAAUCGAGUCCACAUGUUGCACCUUGCCUCAUCACGCAGUAUUCAAAGAGGAAAGUGUCACUACGAAGGUUAGAGUAGUAUAUGACGCCUCCUGUAAAACGUCAAACGGAAAAUCGCUCAAUGACGUCCUAUGCACUAGACCAGCGCUCCAAAACGAUCUAGCCGGCGUGGUCCUGAAUUGGCGUUUCCAUCGUUUUGUUUUUGCUGCCGACAUUCAGAAGAUGUAUAGAUGCAUUGACAUGAAUGCAGAGGAUUCGCAAUGUCAACGCAUCUUUUGGCAUGACGAACACAACCAAGUAGCUGAGUAUUAUCUCAACACAGUUACGUUUGGAACCGCUUCAGCUCCUUACACAGCCAUUCGCGUCAUACGUCAACUCGCGCAGGAUGAACGCGACCGAUACCCACUCGCGGAAAGGGUCCUUCGACAUGAAAUAUACGUUGAUGACGUACAAAGCGGAGCUUCCACUCGCGAAGGAGCAUUAGAAAUUCAAAAUCAAUUGAUCGGAGCCUUACGAUCAGCAGGAAUGGAACUUCGAAAGUGGUCUGCGAAUGACGCUUCUCUGCUAUAAGACAUACCUCCA
Molecule: messenger RNA, 3465 nt
Organism: Drosophila pseudoobscura
Lineage: Eukaryota; Metazoa; Arthropoda; Insecta; Diptera; Drosophilidae
Exons: 2
Coding region: 1051-3453 (800 amino acids)
Biological process (GO): proteolysis
Molecular function (GO): aspartic-type endopeptidase activity
Source: RefSeq, a predicted model, not a curated record